GUCUAUUAUCGGUUGGUCAUUGUCGGGAUCUUGUUGUGCGGGCUCGUUGUUGUUACUGUCGCUCUCAUCGUCGCCGCCCAUGUCGAUGAAUGAUGUCUGCUCAACUGGCAGUGAAUUGUCAAAAGGCAUCGGGCACCAGAUGAAUCUGUCGUCGGCAAAGGGCUCUACGGAGCCGUACAUUUCUUUGGGGAGCCAUACUGUCAGGCUGUCGCGUUUCGCCAUCUCGUCUGGUCUUCUCUCUCUGUUCCUUUCUAUAGCGAGUGUAGUAUAAGCGAGUGAAGUAUAAGCAAAUAAGCAAAACAGCGAGAGUAGAAGAAGUGAGGGACAGUCAGAGAAAAACCUGACAAAAAUGACGGGGUGUAUUUCCUCCAACUCAAGAGCCGGAAAAUGGGAAGAAAGUCAUCUAAGUACGGCCAGUCCAGUCACCUCUUUCAUCAUAUCCCCCAAUAUCAACCACCACCACCACCACCACCACCAACAACCAUCCCAAAAUCUUGGCACACAGCACCGAGCAGGAUUCAAAGAGCCUGGCCGCCAUCUCACCAGUCCCCAUGGGGGGGGCCAGGUAUCACUGCACAGCUCAAUGAAAUCAUGUAUGGGCCCGGGUUGUAUUCGCUUCCCAGGGCGUGGCGUGAGCCGCGGGUGCGCCCCCCGGAGCUCUGGCCAAGAAUCGACCGAGAUCUGCAAGAGCCGAUUGCUAAAAGGUGUGGAACCCGCCCAACGGUGCAAAGAAAAAACCCGGAUUUUUGGCAUCCAUCUCUUGAAGGGGUCCCGUCCCGUCCUCUGCUUGCCUGGCGCACCACAAGCAAAUAAGCACGCCGCUGAUGACAUCCUAACACCGCAUCGUUAUCGACUCGACCCCGUUUAUUUACCCCCCAUCGGCUUGGGUACCACUGCCGGGAAGGGGCAGCGUACUACGGAUGUAAACCUGUCGGAUGCUAAUUUUGGAAAACGGCUCAGGGAUCUUUGUGUCGUCGCUGAGAUCGGAGGCUGAACUACUCGAGUACUCUGCUGAUCAACUACUCUUCGCCCCGGUGUGAACCCUUCUGCUAGGUUAAUCAGAGACCUUUCUUCCUUCCACCUAUUGAAAGUCAGCCUCAAGAACAUAGAGUCAAAUCUCAUUCUUUGCGUCCCUUUUCUUGUGCGUACACUGAGGCACUCUAUGGAUGGGAGACGAGUUGUAGUCUGGAUGAGAGUGCGGAAUUUGCCUGAGUUCUCGUAGUGAUUCUGAGAAGAGGCGA
Colletotrichum godetiae is the source of this 1241-nucleotide messenger RNA. RefSeq lists its product as uncharacterized. The transcript has a single exon. Bases 350 to 994 code for a protein of 214 amino acids. The record is from RefSeq and is a predicted model, not a curated record. NCBI's taxonomy places the organism in Eukaryota, Fungi, Ascomycota, Sordariomycetes, Glomerellales, Glomerellaceae.